Lachancea thermotolerans CBS 6340 is the source of this 3672-nucleotide messenger RNA. RefSeq names its product DNA-directed DNA polymerase gamma MIP1 (gene MIP1). Gene Ontology annotation, biological process: mitochondrial DNA replication. Gene Ontology annotation, cellular component: mitochondrion; gamma DNA polymerase complex. The coding region runs from base 1 to 3672 and encodes 1223 amino acids. The record is from RefSeq and is a predicted model, not a curated record. The transcript has a single exon. Gene Ontology annotation, molecular function: DNA-directed DNA polymerase activity; DNA binding; 3'-5' exonuclease activity. Lineage: Eukaryota; Fungi; Ascomycota; Saccharomycetes; Saccharomycetales; Saccharomycetaceae.
AUGAGUUUGAAUAGGGCAUUCAGAGGCGUUAAAUUAUGGCGAAAGGUACGUGCCUACUCUACGUUGGAAGCUCCCCGUAUAAAUCCUGUUGGAAUUCAGCAUUUAAGCAAGCAUUUGCAUGAGCAGGUCUUCGGCUCGAUAAAUGCGCAACCACAGCAGCCGGGUUUAAGUUAUGAAGAAAAGGAAAUGCUCACGCGGCUCUCUCGAACUUUUCUGAAAAACCACGGCCUGCUUGGUAAGAAAACAGCCAUUUCAGCGCCCAUAUCGUUCGACCUUCCACAGUUGCAAGGCCGAUCAUUGGAUGAGCACUUUCAGAAACUUGGUCACUUUGCUUCCCAGCCCUAUAGGGACCUUGCCGGGUCCAAGUUUACUAAUAUACCACCAAGGCCUAAAACCUGGCUUCGAAAGUCAGGAUGGGUACGAUAUGCUUCUGGGAAGGCGCCCGAAGCGGUUGAUUAUCCAGCAGAGGCCACAAUUGUGUUUGACGUCGAAACGCUUUACAAAAUUUCACCUUACCCGACGCUGGCCGUCGCUCUCUCUGAAGAAGCUUGGUAUUGUUGGACCUCCCCGUUUCUGAGCGGCGAGUCUGAUAAUCCGUCACAUCUAAUUCCUCUGAACACUCUUGACACGACUAGGCUUGUUAUCGGCCAUAAUGUUGGUUACGAUAGAGCAAGGGUGCUUGAAGAAUACAACUGCCAAGAAUCCAAAGCAUUUUUCCUGGAUACUAUGUCAUUGCAUGUUGCGUCUUCGGGGAUGUGUUCAAGACAGCGACCUCAAUGGAUGCAAAAGAGAAAGGCACAAGAUAGUCAAAGUUGCGAUGGGGCACAAUACUCGAACGUGCCUGACGAAGAGGAUCCAUGGACUACAGUUUCUACUCUCAAUUCAUUGAAGGACGUGGCACUUUUACACUGUGGAAUUAAGCUGGACAAGGCCCAACGCGAUUACUUUGCCACGCUUGAUAGAAAUGACAUCAUCAAUGACUUUACUCAAAUGGUUGACUAUUGUGCCACAGACGUGGAAGCAACUAGCAAGGUAUUUGACGUUGUGUUCCCACUGUUUUUAUCGAAGUGUCCACACCCUGUAUCUUUUGGAGCACUCAGGCUGCUGUCAACUUCGCUUUUAACGACUAGAGGUGAUUCAUGGAAAGAUUACAUAGAGAAGUCGGAAAACUUAUACCAGCAUAGUAAACAAAGCAUUGAAAAGAAAAUUUUGGCUAUUGUUGAGGAAGUCGUAAAGCUCAAAGACAAAAAGACUUUGAUUGAACAGGAUCCCUGGCUGAGCCAGCUUGACUGGACUAUAAAACCGCUUCGUAUUACAAAAAAAGGUUUACCAGCUAAAGGCCAAAAGCUCCCUGGAUACCCAGAAUGGUAUAGGCAGCUUUUUCCCACAAAGAAUAGCAAGCAAGCGCAAAUAACCAUCAGAAACAGAUUAAUUCCUCUUUUCUUCAAACUCUCUUGGGAAGGUGAGCCCGUUAUUUGGACGAGCUCUCAUGGCUGGUGUUUUGCUGUCCCUGUUUCACGAAGUGAAGAACUUGAAGCCAAAAACUACUUGAAAAUCAAUCCUGGAGAUGUCGUUAGUCCCGAGUUCACACUUUUCAAGGUUCCCCACCCCAACGGCCAGCAGUUUAAUUGCACGACUUUAGUCAGCAAACAGUAUGUUCAAUUUUUUGAAAAGGGCAUUUUAACUUCCCAUUCAGAGCUAGCGCAUGAGGCGCUGAAGAUAAAUUCAUCUUGUGCCUAUUGGAUCUCGGCUCGUGAACGUGUUAUGUCCCAGUUCGUUGUAUCCACUCGCGAUUUUCCUGAUCAAUUUAAAGAUCUCCAGCAUAAAACAUUUUCUGAUGAAGAAAUUAGUAUCAUAUUGCCUUCUGUUAUUCCUAUGGGCACGGUCACAAGACGUUCAGUUGAAAACACAUGGCUCACGGCAUCCAAUGCGAAGAAGAACAGAAUUGGCUCAGAAUUGAAAGCCCAAGUUCAGGCUCCGCCUGGAUACGUUUUUGUUGGUGCAGAUGUUGAUAGCGAGGAACUCUGGAUAGCAUCUUUGGUCAGUGACUCCGUUUUCAACAUUCAUGGAGGUACUCCCAUUGGAUGGAUGUGUUUAGAAGGUUCAAAAAGCGAAGGAACCGAUAUGCACACAAAGACAGCUCAGAUAUUAGGCUGCUCAAGAAACGAGGCAAAAAUAUUUAACUACGGACGAAUUUACGGCGCGGGCGUCAAAUUUGCAACUCAAUUGCUCAAAAAUUUUAAUCCAGGUCUCACUGAUUAUGAGGCCAAAGAGACUGCGGAGAAGCUUUAUAGCUCUACAAAGGGUCUAGUAAAACGCUCCAAAACCUUUAAGAAAUUCUGGUAUAGUGGGUCAGAGUCCAUUUUAUUUAACAAGCUGGAACACAUAGCAGAACAAGCAGCGCCCCGAACUCCUGUCCUCGGCGCUGGUAUCACAUCGUCUUUAAUGAAGGGAAAUCUUGGAUCCAACACUUUUUUACCAUCAAGAAUAAACUGGGCUAUUCAAUCAUCAGGAGUUGACUAUUUGCACCUGUUAUGUUGUUCAAUGAAUUACUUGAUAAAAAAGUUCUCCUUACGUGCAAGAUUGGCGCUAUCCAUCCAUGAUGAAAUCAGGUUUUUAACUGCAGAAAAAGAUAAAUACAAAACCGCUAUGGCCUUACAAAUCAGUAAUUUGUGGACCAGGGCAGUAUUUUGCGAGCAAAUGGGUAUAAAAGACUUACCCCAGAACUGCGCUUUCUUUUCUGCGGUUGAUAUCGAUCAUGUCAUGAGGAAAGAGGUUGACAUGGAUUGUGUUACUCCGUCAAAUAAAAUUCCUAUUCCGCAUGGUGAGUCUAAAGACAUUGUAAGUUUGCUCAAGAUUCCUGAAAGUUCCCUUAAAGACGGCAGAGAAGAUAUUGACGUUUCUGGCUUUCCUUUUCAAAAAAGAGAACCUGUUUUCUCUACCUAUGACAAGGCGCACAGUAGGGACUACCUGUACUACUUUUUGAGGAUGCAAAUUCAAUCAUCCAAAUGGAAGGUUGAGGAGCUUGAGCAAGAGUUUACGAGGAGGUCUGCCGAAAAUGACCAUCAGUCAAAGUACCGAUCAGAUGAGUAUAUGUUUUUGGAUUACAUCAAUGACACCAAAAAUAAAAACAGGCCCACUGCUGAAUUGGGCGGUGGACCCCUUGAAAACGCAGUCCACGGAAGUAUGAAUCUGACUUUGCGCACUCAACCUAUCGCCGAAUCUCAAGGGAAAUUUACAGAUGAAUUGGCUUCCGGCUUGAAUGUCGAGAACGAUUUAGAAGCACAGCAUUUUCUAGCCGCUAAUAACACUGAAGACACUGAAAACACUGACAAAGUGCAGCGUUGUACUUCAGCUGUGGCCAAGCGUAAAAGGUUGCGCAAAAGCGUGUUUGGUGGGGCAGAGGCUUACAAGCUUUUCAGCAGUUGCGUGGACAAGUCUCGAGCCUACGCAGGAAGGAAACAGGAAGAGCUUUUGAGCUCUGACCUUGCCAUAAAAACAAUUGUAAACGAAGUUGUUGCAACCGGCGGGUCAAGAUCUACUAAGAAAGUUGCGAAAAUUCGCAAAGCCGCCUCAAUAAAAAGCCCAGCCCUGAAGAAAGAUAUUUCCAAAACUGCUGCUUCGACAAGCAAAGUUCUAAAAAAAAUGAACAAGACUCUCAGGGCCGGUUAG